GGCAACCCUACGCCACUGUCCCCUAAUAGCGCGCAGCUCUGUAACUUGUCACCGACACUUACAAUCAGAUCAGCUGUCAAACACUGACAAACAGCAGCUGACGCAACUUCCGAUCAAUUUUUCCUCAAACCAUCCUUGCAAACUAGACAAGAAGGCAGAGUCAUAGUUAGAAAUAUCCAGUGAAUUGUAAUUCAAUCAGUAUUUUAGUCAGAAACCGUCAUCCUGCAGUAUUAACACCGAAUUAAAACGAGGAGACCAAAUCUUUGAGCUCGCAUAACCACAAACAUAGCGUGCUACAGAGAACUCCAAAAUCCAUCCGAAACGUUCCAACACAAAACUCAAAGAUUUGUUGCGAACCACGUCGGAACGGGGAUUCAGGAUGCCGGAGACCGACCGCUUCGACUGCCAGCUGUGCGAUCUGGCCAACAAUAUUGACGACAUGGUCCAGUGCGAAGGCUGCGGUAAGUGGUUCCACUUUGGAUGUGUGGGCUUCGACGACGGCAAGAAAGAGGACCACUGGAAGUGCCAGGAAUGUGCCGCGAAAACCACUUUCGGCGGCCCCGAUGGAGACUGCAGUGCUCAGGUCAGCAGCGGGCACCGACAGACCGACGAUUCCUCUCGGGGAACAGAAGCUAUUGGGGGGCUCGCACGACUUAACCUCAAACUGCUGGAGGAGCGAAAAGCCGUCCUGCUUAGGGAGAUCGAACUACAGCAGGCGGCGCAGCUCGAACAACGAAAAUUGCAGUUGGAAAAGGAGGUGUGGAAGGUGCGGUACGAUAUCGUAAAUGCAAGGAGUGAAUCAACCAGCGGUGAAGGAAACAUCGGCGGUCUUGGAGACUGGAUGAAUCGAUUGGACCAGGUUGCUGUCCGCCAGAACCAGCUAGUUUUGGCACCGGCGAGUACAGAGACGGUUGCGACUACGAUGUCCGGAACAAGACUGCAACAUUCCGCCACUGGAGGGAUGAAAUCCACCCCGCAAGCCACUUCGUCUUUACCGGCCGUCGCAUCGCUCUUCGGGGGCGAAUUAGGUCCAGUUUCCCAGCCGAUUUCUACUGCGAUCUCAACACAAGUGAACCUGCAACAAAGCCACCUACCUGCAAGCGUGCAUCCGAUGGGACAAACUACAAGCUUUACGCACGAAUUCCAGCCUGGAGGAGGAGCAAACCGUCCGGGAUCAUCGACGCCGAUCACCACAGCAAAUUGGAUCAAUCCAGUGACGGGUCUCACCAGCUCCACCCAGUGUCUGCCACCAUCGAUCAGCUCAGUUGGUCAGUUUGUCAGCUAUCCGGGACAAUCCGGGCACGUAAGCCAACCAUACCAGGUAACAAGUAGCUUAAGCAAUUUUGCUCCAGUAGGUCAGGUAGCUUAUUCGCAGUAUGCAAAUUGUAGCGUAGGGCCAGUUUAUCCCCAAAUGAGCACAAUAAAUGCACACACGUCCUACGCUCCCUUCCCCCUCCCAACAAGCCUUCCUCAACCGAAUCCACAUAUUUCGCAAGCACCAUUUGGUGCCCAAGUGAUUCCUGUCGCGAAUAUCGAUAAUUCAGCACCGACAUCUCGUCAACUCGCGGCGCGACACGUUAUGCCGAAAGAGCUUCCAGUGUUUAGUGGCAAUUCGGAAGAGUGGCCUAUGUUCUUCAGUGCUUUCAACACCUCCACGGAAGCGUGUGGUUACAGCAACGUGGAGAAUCUCGGCCGGCUCCAGCGGUGCCUGAAAGGUGGGGCAUUGGAGGCAGUUCGCAGCCGUUUGCUGCUGCCUACAUCAGUGCCGCAAGUGAUGCAGACUUUGCAGUUGCUGUACGGGCGCCCGGAGCAAAUAAUCUACGCACUGCUUCAGAAGGUACGAGAGGUUCCGGUACCGAAAGCCGAUAAUUUGUGUACUGUAGUGGCCUUUGGGAUGGCAGUGCAGAACUUCUGCGAGCAUCUGGAGGCAGCGGGACAAGUGCUACAUUUUUCGAACCCGGUUCUACUCCAGGAGCUCGUGGAUAAGCUUCCAGCGAAUCUCAAGUUAGAGUGGGUAACAUUCAAGCGGCAGUUUGCGGUGGCUGACCUUCGUGUAUUCAGUCGAUACAUGGCCAAUCUGGUAUCAGCGGCCGCUGAAGUCACACUCACGCUGGACCCGAGAGGAUCAAAACCGAAAAGGGAAGAGAAGCAGAAAGGUUUCGUCAACGCUCACGCUACACCAUCCGGUGCAGCGAUGUCCGUGAAGCCAACAGUGGAGUCCACGAAGGCAGUAUCGUCGAUCACCUGUCUGGUCUGUGGAGAUCCGGAUCAUCGAGUGAAGGAGUGUAAAGUCUUCAAAAAGAUGGAUCCUGACGACCGUUGGAAAACUGUUCGAGACCAUUUCCUGUGCCGGAUCUGCCUCGGGAAGCAUGGUAGAAAGCCAUGUCGAUCCGCAGCUCGAUGUGACGUGCAGGGCUGCCAAAUUUUGGAUUUCGAUCCGUUUUCAUGUGGAGAUUCCGAUAAUGGAAUGAUCUGA
This is a messenger RNA of Aedes albopictus (Asian tiger mosquito), 2476 nucleotides long. RefSeq lists its product as uncharacterized. Bases 380 to 2476 code for a protein of 698 amino acids. NCBI's taxonomy places the organism in Eukaryota, Metazoa, Arthropoda, Insecta, Diptera, Culicidae. The record is from RefSeq and is a predicted model, not a curated record. The transcript has 2 exons.